GCGCUUGUGACGUGCGGGGACUGCGGUGGGCCCGGGUGCUGCGGCAGCCGCAGCGCCCGCCGCGGCUCGAGCUCAGGCUCCCCGGCAUUUAAAGGGAACGCAGCGGCGGACCCGGGGAUGGGGGCAGGUGGAAGGGACGGAGCAGAAGCACAUCAUCCACAGUCCCUCGGGGCUGGAGGGACGCGUGAGCCGGAGCUCAGAGAUCCGGGGGUGGAUAAGACCGCGUCCCCCCCAAUUCCCGAGCUCUAGAUGACAGCUGGAGACCAACAAACUUUCUAGAGGUGGUACUCAGCAUCCUGUGUUGACAAUGAGCGGGUGUUUUCCAGUUGUUGGUCUACGGUGCCUAUCUAGGGUCUUGGAUGUGCCAGCGACCCUGGCCGUGGCCCGCUAACCAGCCUCUCCCUGGCCGGCUCCCGCCGCGCCGCCUCUCGCUUGCCUUCUCCUCCUGCUCCUCUUCCCCCUGCUCCCAGGACGGCAGGAUGGCUGCGCCGGGAGCGCCCCGCUUCCUCCUGACCUUCGACUUCGACGAGACCAUCAUAGACGAAAACAGCGACGACUCGAUCGUGCGCGCCGCGCCAGGCCAGCAGCUGCCCGAGAGCCUGCGUGCCACCUACCGCGAGGGCUACUACAAUGAGUACAUGCAACGCGUCUUCAAGUACCUGGGCGAGCAGGGCGUGCGGCCCCGGGACCUGCGCGCUGUCUAUGAGACCAUCCCCCUGUCGCCGGGCAUGGGCGAGCUGCUGCAGUUCGUAGCCAAGCAGGGCUCCUGCUUCGAGGUCAUUCUCAUUUCCGAUGCCAACACCUUCGGGGUGGAGUGCGCCCUGCGCGCCGCCGGCCACCACAGCUUGUUCCGCCGCAUCCUCAGCAACCCGUCGGGGCCCGACUCGCGGGGACUGCUGACGCUGAGGCCCUUCCACACGCACAGCUGCUCGCGCUGCCCCGCCAACAUGUGCAAACACAAGGUGCUCAGCGAGUACUUGCGAGAGCGGGCCCACGAGGGCGUGCACUUCGAACGCCUCUUCUACGUGGGGGACGGUGCGAACGACUUCUGCCCCAUGGGGCUCCUGGCGGGCGGGGACGUGGCCUUUCCGCGCCACGGCUACCCCAUGCACCGCCUCAUCCAGGAGGCACAGAAGGCCGAGCCCAGCUCCUUCCGCGCCCACGUGGUGCCCUGGGAAACAGCCACCGAGGUGCGCCAACAUCUCCAGCAGGUGCUGAAGACGUGUUGAAAGACCACCGCCAGCAAGGGGGUUGCGGGGGGGGGGGGGCGAGAACCGUCGGAGGAGGAGGGGCAGGACUGGAGAUGGCCUGGGAGCGACUGGUUUUUGACUCCGCCCUCUUCCCUGCUUUGCCACGCCCCGCCCCGCCCCGGGCGUCCCUGGAAUUCCCGUCCGCCCGUAGGCCCGGAGCGGAGAGUCUUGAGCUGUGCCCUAUCUAUGCAGUUAAACGAAGCGGUGGGCACCCCUUGGAAGGCAGGCAGUGCCCCUGAGCCGAGAGGAAGGGGGCUCCUGGCAGUUGGGAGAAGGAACACCUCCCGCUACUUUUACCUGCUGCUCCCGGCUGCGUGACCUCCCCCACCCAGUCUCCCUUGCAAACGGACUCAGGACCCCCCUCCCCCAAUCCGCAUGUCAGCACGGACUUCCUCGCCUAGACCUACGAUGCUCAGGAGACCGCUCUGGGCGGGCUUGAUCUUGCUUCAGCCACCGCCGCCCUACACUCUCCGCUGCGCCUCGCUCCCUCCCCGCCCACGCCAGACACCCCCAAAGGAAGAAAAAGCCAGAAGGAACAACCACCUCGUGCUGGUGGAACGAGGUCGAACCCAACCAGUGACCUCGGAGAGAGACAGGUCCUCUCCAGCCUCAUCUACCGCAGCAAGAGACCAGGGACUCCACCAAAGUCCUCCUCCGAAUCCCCCUGCCCCCUUCCGCCUUUAUGGAACAGAAAGCCAUGUUUUUAAGCAGAGCCAGGGAAACCCAAGCCCCUUCCCCCUCUAGUGUUUCAGACCUAUAAAGGAGGUGAAGGGGGAACAAAACGGCUCUUCGUCAGUUGCGCCACAGUGGGAGGGAGAGGUGCUCUUUGCUCUUCCGGGGUAGGGGAGGCCUGACAAGCCCAGACCGAACAUAAGCGAGAGGCAGAAGGCAAAGGAUGCGGCGGAUGGCUGCCUGUGACUGGCAGG
Meriones unguiculatus (Mongolian gerbil) is the source of this 2176-nucleotide messenger RNA. It is a transcript of the gene Phospho1, whose product is annotated as phosphoethanolamine/phosphocholine phosphatase 1. The coding region runs from base 360 to 1229 and encodes 289 amino acids. The transcript has 3 exons. Lineage: Eukaryota; Metazoa; Chordata; Mammalia; Rodentia; Muridae. The record is from RefSeq and is a predicted model, not a curated record. Gene Ontology annotation, biological process: bone mineralization involved in bone maturation. Gene Ontology annotation, molecular function: phosphatase activity.